AUGACAACAUCUACGCCCUUCUCCCGGAUGGGCAACUUGCCCGCCGUUAGACGACAGCAUCUCCUUGCCGAGUUUGCCGGUCUUAAACAAGCAUGUCCAAAUGGCGUCUUCGUCAGUCUCACGCCUGGUGACCCAAAUCUAUGGUCAGGCGUGAUCUUUGUACGCAAAGGUCCAUACGCCAAUGCCGUCCUCCGCUUACAAGUCUCCUUCCCGGACUCGUAUCCGAACCUGCCACCCCUAGUUACCUUCUCCACAGACAUGUUCCAUCCCCUCAUCACGCCUCUCACAACGUACAUGUACAGCACCGACGUCCAGGACAACGGUACCGUCAGUGCCACCGACGAGGAGCGCCUUCCACCCGGAGGCUUCAGUCUACGUCAUGGCUUCCCGCACUGGUUUGGUAGGGCCAGUCGGUCCCGCGUGGAGCAUGGCAGUGGCGGUCCAGGCGGAAGGCCACCUGCAUCUGUAGAGAUGACGCCGCCGCCGGACACUCGCAAGGUCCAAACCGGAAACCGGUCCGAAGACGGGACCGAGAAUGUCGGAGGAACGGACGGGACGUCGGAGCCCACCAUCGAGCCCGAAGCCAAAGCAGAUGCGGCUGCCGCCCGCAACAGGUCAUCUGCCAGGCGGGACGUUUCAACCUACGAGGUCCUCCGGUACAUCCGUAGCACCUUUGACAAUGCAAACGUCCUUGACUCAGUCCCACUCGAGGCGGCUGGUAAUCCAGGCGCCUGGCAUGCGUGGCGCACUCACCGGAGACAACAGUCUGCCAAGUUGACUUCUUCCCCGGCUUCGGUGAAGUCUGACACGGGCUCAAGUAUGGCCAAGAUAGACGAGACCAUCACUAGUCCUACGCCAAGCGGAAAAACCGAGACAGGCUCAACCACCUCGCCAUCGGCCGCACCAAAGCGCCCUGAAGAAUGGAACUGGGACGGUGUUUGGGAAGAGAGGGUCAAAAGAGGCAUUUCGACUAGCUUGUCAGAGCCGGUCUUGUUUGGACACGCUGGGGCGGCAGAUGAAGUGAUCAAUUUCAUCAGCAUGGAGGAACCAGAUGUGGAGGGAACGAAACAGAACCUCCUUAGGACUCUUGGUGUUAUACCUUAG
Sordaria macrospora k-hell is the source of this 1104-nucleotide messenger RNA. RefSeq lists its product as uncharacterized. The record is from RefSeq and is a predicted model, not a curated record. NCBI's taxonomy places the organism in Eukaryota, Fungi, Ascomycota, Sordariomycetes, Sordariales, Sordariaceae.